AGGAGCAAGCGACAAGCGACCGCGCGCGUGGAGGGCAGGGGUGCCUGGCGGCUGCGCGUCCCCUGCAACUGGACCCCUCGGCGUCGGCAGCUGUCCCGCCGCCCUGGCCUCGGCCUGCGGUGACCGGGAGCGGCAGGGCUGGCUGCUGCCGGCUUGGGGCCUGGCCGUGGGCACGACAGGAAAGUCCCUCAAGGAAGAACCCAACUUGAAUGGGUGUUUUCUUGGCCUCUGCAACGCAGCUGGGUGAAGCGAAGGUGGGGUGGGCGGAACCUGUCUAAAAAUAGAGGAUUGUGAAAACUCGUCUAGUGCGUGUUAUUGGUAACAAUUGUCUAGAAUAAGAUGGGACUGCAGUUGACAAGCAACCAGCACUCUCCUCUACAGUGGGGUCUGCGGCCAUUAAAAGUAUUGUAGAUGGUCCCUAUCUGAAGUUAAAACGCCACAUUUCUUACCCCAAGUAAGGCCUGUCAGCUGAGGAGUUCAGGGCACUCUUCAAAAAGCUUUUUUCACCCACAAGGACUUGUUGAUCCAGCUGUGCUUAAAUCAUUUGACUAAUAUAAUUUGGAGGAGAGGUUAGGAAAGACGUAAAUGACGGUUUUAACCCUUGAUGGACUGAAAAUCAGAAAACUUUAAAAAGGAGGAACUUCUGAAGAGGUAUGCAUCAUGGUGGUGAUUCCACUGAAACAACUGCCAAACCAAAGAGAAGUUUUUAUGCAGCGAGAGAUUUGUACAAAUACCGACACCAGUACCCGCAGAACUUCAAAGAUAUCCGGUAUCAAAAUGACUUGAGCAAUCUUCGUUUUUAUAAGAAUAAAAUUCCAUUUAAGCCAGAUGGUGUUUACAUUGAAGAAGUUCUAAAUAAGUGGAAAGGAGAUUAUGAAAAGCUGGAGCACAACCACACUUACAUUCAAUGGCUUUUCCCCCUGAGAGAACAAGGCUUGAAUUUUUAUGCUAAAGAACUAACUACAUAUGAAAUUGAGGAAUUCAAAAAGACAAAAGAAGCAAUUAGAAGAUUCCUUCUGGCUUAUAAAAUGAUGUUAGAAUUUUUUGGAAUAAAACUGAUUGAUAAAACUGGAAAUGUGGCUCGGGCUGUUAACUGGCAGGAGAGGUUUCAGCAUCUGAAUGAGUCCCAGCACAACUAUUUAAGAAUCACUCGUAUUCUGAAGAGCCUUGGUGAGCUUGGAUAUGAAAGUUUUAAAUCUCCUCUUGUGAAAUUUAUCCUUCAUGAGGCUCUUGUGGAGAAUACUAUUCCCAAUAUUAAGCAGAGUGCUCUGGAGUAUUUUGUUUAUACAAUUAGAGACAGAAGAGAAAGGAGAAAGCUCCUACGGUUUGCUCAGAAACAUUACACGCCCUCAGAGAAUUUUAUCUGGGGGCCGCCUAGGAAAGAACAGUCGGAGGGAAGCAAAGCCCCCAAAAUGCCCACCUCUCCCGUCUCUGGUCAUAACAGUCAAACUUCUAUGCACAAAAAAUCCAAGGAGUCCAAAAAUUCCUCCUCAGCUGUUCAUUUAAAUAGCAAAACAAUGGAAGAAAAAAAAGUAGCACCUAAUGAGCCUGGAGAAGAGACAGAUAGGCCCAGAGCAGAGCCCAGUGAUGGAGCUGCCAAGCCGAGAAACAGCGAGGACUGUGAUGGUGAAAAUUCCAAUUCUCAACCAGAUAAAACAAUUAACAAUCCCAUAGAGAAAAAGGAGAGUGCAUCCCCUUCUGACAAAGAUGAAGAAGUUGAAAAGCCAAACAAAAACUCUGAAAAUCCUGGAAAUACAAGCUCCCAUGAUGAUAUACUAUUACAAUGAAUUGUCAGAAAACCCACAAACCCAUUUAGGUAAGGGGGAAAAAAACUACUGUAGAAUUUUUCCUAAAAAACAAGAACAAGAUCAAAUUUCAAAGUUUAACCAGCUGUUUCAGAUUUAUGUUGUAAGAGUUUUUUUUCUUUUGUUUGUUUUUCAUUUUGGAUGAAAAUAAAAUUACUAUUUGAUAAGAAGUCUUAAGACAAGAUCCGAUAAAUGAACGUGUUCUGUAAUGCUUUUAGGAUGUGAGUUUUCAAAUUCUACACAGAAUGAUUACUUUUAAAUUAUUUUCAAGAUAUCUGAAAACAAUCAUUUAGUAUGCUAUAUCAAGUAAAUUCUUUUGAGAAGUUACAUUCUACAUGAGGAAAAUCAAAGAAUGAUUUCAUUGUGUUGACACAACCUUUACCUGAUUUACGGAUUUAUAUUUUUUAGCUGGAAAAUUUAGAAGAGUUAUUUGGAUUCUUUUAUUCCAACACCUCAACAUUUUGUUUUUAAAUUCUAAUACAGUAAAAUUGAUGUUCUUGGGGAGCUAUGACCUCUCCGGCCCAUCUGUCAGCCCCACUGAUUUUUUCUCUUUUCCUCUCUUUGCACUAACGCUUGUCCUGCCGUCUUUGUCAACUAGCAUGUGCAUUUCUAGUGUACAUUAUUCUAGUGUACAUUAGGAUGAUCUAUGUUGAAAUUUAAAUGGAACAGAGGUGUACUUUAAGUGUAUGAUUUCAAGAAUUUGCUUUGUUUAAAAUAAUAAAAAUGGUUUUCUGCAUUAAGUGCUUAAAACAAACUUUGAUGCAAAACUCCAAGAAAAGAAUUAUGCUUUCUAUGGCUGUUCCAUAUACAUUUGCUGCUUGACUCUGAAUGCAAAUGGCUAUAGAAUUAAAAAAUAAUAAAGGAAUUAUUCACUGUUUAAAAGCCAUGCCUCUUGCAUUGGCAAUCAGGCAGUGGUCACUAAAACUAUAAGUAUUUCAGUGUUAUUUGGUUAGGAGAUGUUUAAUGUGGGUUAGAACAUGUUUAAUACACGGUGUAUCUUUUUUUUUUUUAAAAAAAACAACAACCUGAUGCAUCCCUAAAUUGUCAGAGUUUAAAACUGAGAACAGAUUUGAAAUUCUGUAUACUCAGUUUUAACAAGCACUUAAUAUAUAAUUUGACACUGUUUAAAAACUAAUAAUUUUGCUUCUUAUACUAUUAUCACUAAUAUUACAAAUCAUAAAACAACCAGAAACACUUGGUGAGAAUUUCAAAGCAUACAUGUAAAUACCAUUAAAACAAUUAAUAAAUAAAAUAUUUUUACUUGUUUCAUUUAGAAAGGAAUUGGCUUUUGUGUCUCUCUUAGGCUUUUGAGAAAGUUAUUUUCACUUUAACCCCUAAAAGAAUUUUUAAUAUGUUCUAUUCUGUAUCACAUCAUGUCUUCUGUUUUCUCUUGAUCCAUUUUCAGCAGUGGACUUCUAGAAAAUAAACCCACCAAUAGUAUGCCUUUAAAAAUACGAUUUUAUUGCUUUGAAGUUAAUGUGAAACAUCACAGUUGCUUAACCCUUAAUUUUUUAUAUGAAUGUUAAUAACAGUCAUGUUGUAGAUCAUAUUCCAAUAAGUACAAGGUAGAACAAUUUCUUAUUUUUAGUUCCCAUAAUGUACCAAUCUUUGCUUUCCACCAUUUUGUGAAGUGAGUACUAGGACUGGUGAAACAAUUCUGUGUUUGCAUUUUAUUUAUUUAUUUUUGCAUGCAAGAAAUACACGGACCUUUUCUGUGGUGUUUGUUGUAGUCUCUCACAGAGCUCAAUAGAGAAUUUAACAGAGUUUAGGGGAUGGUAGUAGGUUGUUGCAUUAGGCUGAAUUGUAAGGAUACAAUUAAUUUGAUUCAAUAUAUCUUACCAAUUUUGCACACAUGAUAAAGUGUUCAACCCAUUUUUAAAUGCUUAAUAUUAAUAUGUGACCAGAUACUAAAAUACUAAUAGUGUGACCAGAUUCUAAAAGAAAGAAAUAUACUCUGACUUAUUUAAAUUGUAGCAUAUCAGGCCCUUGGAAGUUAAAAAAAAGUAUUCAACAACUUAAUGUUUAGGAUAUUAUUCCCCAAUGGAGGUUUGAUUAGAUUGUGCCAUUUAGUUUGAGAAUAUUUAGUCUCAAGGGAAAAACUGCCUGGCUUCCAUCUAAAAUAGUGGUCUUUUUCCAUCAUGGUGUUUUUAAAUGCAUAUUCAUACAUAACAGUAUGUCUCCUACAUUUAAUUUGUAAAUAACAUGAGCGAAUUAUUCAGAGGAGAACAAGUAAAAGGAUGUCAUUCCUUUUGCAGAUAAAAAUUACGAGUGUCUAGAAUUUUUUUUUCUAUUAAGAAUACUUUAUACAUUUAAUGGUUUUUUAAAUAAGAUCUAUGGAUAUGUAUUUGUGUCUUAGAUUAGAAACAGUCCCCUGGGUUUGACUCCAAUAUUUUGUGUUUUUAAAAACUACCAUAUGCUUGCAGAAAUUUGCUGAGAAGCUGUUAAAAAAUGCGGUGAAGCAUGUUUAAAUAGCUAGAAACAUUGAAUCUUUUGCAAUAUAUAGCCUGUAUUGUUGUACCAUGGACUGCAAGGAUACUAAAUAUUGGCUAUUAAUAAAAUACUAACUUGCAUUUCAUGCAAGCUGUAAUUUAUUUGCAAUAGAUGUUACACUGCUUGAUUAGUCUAGUACAUUUCUAAUAUUUUGUGCUUUCAUAUCUCUAAGGAGAUAAUAUAUGUGAAAAUAUUUUUAAAUACUGUAAAGUGAUAUAUAAUAAGAUAUAUUUCUGUACAGUAAGGGAAAAGUUUAUAACAUUAAAAAUAUUGUACCAUUAUACAUUUUUCAUGCUCAAUCUCAUAAGGAAACUCAAAACUAUUAUAAUCGAAGUGAAAAUAUGUCUGCUUUGUCUUAAUCAAGUCUGGGUCUCAGUUCAAAAAUUAUUUUGCAUAGUUGUAUUUUGAAUUUCUGUUUUGAGACUUAUUUCAGCUUCAAGAAGAAAAUAAAACCUACAACUCAGGAGCUACUAGAGGAGUGCUAAGAUUUUUGCUAAGCAUUAAUAACAAACGUGUGAACGUGUCAUGACACCUGUUAAGACAUUGUUUCAUAUUUUGUCAUAUAAAAUUAUCUACUCUGCUUUUAGAUUUUAUACUUUAAUCUGAGUAAAAGUAUGAUCUGGUGAAAAAAGGGAAAAACAGUAUAUUGUGUUACUUGUGUUACUCUUUAAAUCAAUUUAGUAAAAACUAAAUUUCCAUAUUAAGUGGUCGAAGAUUAACUGAACUGAGGAAUAGAGAGUAUUUGGUUAAUUAUUUUAUAGUUAAAAAUUUCAAGUUUAUAGUAGAAUCAUAAGUGAGUUUAUAAUUCACUCGGUAACUAAAUCAAGUUGGUUUAUUACUAUAAUUGAGUCUCUUCUAAAAGCUUAAUUUUCUAACCUUAGAAAAGAAGGACAUUCUUGGUCUUGCUUGACUUAGUUACAUCUGCGGGUCUUUCAUGUCUAUUUGGAGGGAGUGGGGAUCCUUCAUUAUACGGAUAUAUAUGAAGAUUUCUACUUUGUUUCCUGCUUAGAAAACUCCCUUUUCUCUUUUGGAGAGUGAGUGCAGCUAAAUAGGCUGAGUUAGACCUGCUAAACUCCUUUUCAAUUGUAGAUGCAGUUGUGGAGAAAGAUGGCUAGGGCCAGUGUAGGAUCUAGAAAAUAAGUGUGCAUCUACUGAGUUCUUUAAACUGUGGAAGCUGUACUGUUCAUUGCAUGAACAGAUUUGUGUGGGCAGUCUCUAGGGUGACAGUGAGUACUACCCUGCCUCCUGCCCAUCUAGUUAUUCAAUUCACCCAGCAGAUUGUGUUAGGGGACAUAUAGUGUUUUUAGAAAUCCCUAAUUACUGAAGUUAGUGUAAUUAAUGUAGUUAUAAAUAUGAAUGCUUGGAGGUGUCCAGAUGUGCCUUAACUAACGUGAUUUUCAUUCAGAAGUUUAAAUUUUUACUCCAUUGUAAAAUACUGUCCGAAGGAACUUUUCAAACCAUGAAUAUCAGUUACUUUAAUGAAGUUUACUUUGGUGCUUUCUUGUUUUGGAGAAAUUUCUGUUUUAGACAAAUGCAUCAGUUCAUAAAGAAGUGAACUCACCACAAUAUUCAACAAUGUGUUAUAUGUGACGAAAGUGUUUAGAGAAAAAUUAACUAUGUGGUUGUUAUAUUUAUACCUUUGCUUAAUAUUAUACAUGCUGUAAUUUUUGUUUUAAACAUACCUGUUACUGCAAGGAAUAGUUUACCUGUGUUUUACUUCAUGUUCUUAGACACAGAUGGAUGAAGAAAGUGGAAUUCUAUUAGAGAAAUUAUUUAAAAAUUUAAUUCCAGUAGAUGGUUGGAGGAAUCUGAAAUUGAUUUGAAAAACUAUUAUGCCAUAGUUUAUUACAAACAUUAAAAAAAAAAAAAAUAAAGCACUGUUCUUGCUUGCUUCCCACAUUAGUGAGGGUGUUCUUUGUCAUUUUUUUUCCCUUUCUCUUGAGAAGUCUAUUAUUUUAGUUAUUUGUGGGAAAUAACUUCUUAAUAUGUUUGUUUCCUUAAAGUUUUCAUGUAGAGAAUACAAUGAAGUGCUUUGUUAUAUGGCCCAAACUCUGGCUAGAAGUAGAGUUCAGAUAGGAAGAGGUGACUAAGAAUCAGGGUGGGCACCUUGGUGAAGUGAAACCAACACUGGAUCCGUCCUCUCUGGCAUCAUGGCGGGCCUCAGAGUCCCCCAGUGGAAAAUGAGGAUGUUGGGCUCCCAUGAUCUCUGACUUCUGGGGAAAGUUGACCAUCUUGGACUCUAUAUAGUUUUAAUGGGUAUCAAUUUUUGUAGAAUACCUGCCGUAAUUUAUUCACGACUAUUUUGUAGUUGUUUGGAAAAUUGAGAGCAAUUGGGCUUCUGCUAUGUAAAUUAUAGCUGUAUGUUUAUAACUAUCUUGGGAAACACUUUGAAAUACCAGUUCCCCCCAAGCCGCUUCAAUCACAAUUCUUUUGGGUUUUUCUUCCAUAGGUAUAUAUAAAUAAAUACUUUUCAUAAAAUGCUUCAGCACACUUUAAAAAUGAAUGAAAGGAAGAAGGCAUCAGUGCUCUCUCUUUAAUCAGAGCACCUUAUGGAAAUGUACUUAAGCUAUGAGGUUUAUCAAAUUUUUAUUUUUUAAAUUUUAAAUGCAUAUGUGGAACAGUUUACAUUAACUAGAAAGAUUACUUAUAUAAUAAGCUCUGGUUCAAAGCAGUGUUCCAGUUCUGUACUCGUUGGUCAAAUGAGCAUUUUUUUUCAGUGCUAAUGGAUUUACUUUCACUGAAGAAAAGGAAAACACAAAACAAGAUUACUAACAAGAAACCCACUAUAGAAAUAAAGAUACAGCCAAUUAUAGGUUUGUGCAAGUGCCAGAAUUACUGGAAGCAGGUAAGGAAGGAUUUAGAAAAGCUUUAUGGUGGGGACAUGUUUUAAGAAUCAGUUCUAUAUUACCUGUGCCAAGGAGAGCAGUAACUGGUGUGGGAAGAGAAUCCCAUUAAUACUCUCAUUUGAAACUUUAAUUCUCCCUACUCCACAGUGAAACCUUUCAUUAGACUAGUAGAAGUAAUGAAUGAUCAGAUACCAAGUUUCAUUCAUUUGCUGGUGUGUGCCAACAGGUUGGUGGUUUUACCAACAAGAAGCUAAACUGAGGGACGCUGCAGAUAAGAGAAGACUCAGCAAUAGGUGGUUUAUAAAUGAAGUCACUAUCUCCCAUAC
Trichechus manatus latirostris (Florida manatee) is the source of this 7467-nucleotide messenger RNA. RefSeq names its product opioid growth factor receptor like 1 (gene OGFRL1). Lineage: Eukaryota; Metazoa; Chordata; Mammalia; Sirenia; Trichechidae. The coding region runs from base 654 to 1787 and encodes 377 amino acids. The record is from RefSeq and is a predicted model, not a curated record. Gene Ontology annotation, cellular component: membrane. The transcript has 7 exons. Gene Ontology annotation, molecular function: opioid growth factor receptor activity.